UUGAGCAUUUGUCAUAUGCCAGUCAGAGAGUGAACAUAAAUCAUUGACACAAAUCCCUGCCCUCUCGGCGCUUACAGUCGGUCGGGGAAGCCAGUUUGAAAUUUGGGCUGUAGACGAAGAUUUCUAUUCAUUUUCAUGUGAGUGGUUGGUAGUGGGAGCCAGAGAGGAAGGUGAAGUCAGUGGGGAAGGGGAAGAGCCAGUCAGGAAUCCCCGCAUAUUAGACUUGGGCAGAAGGAGGAAACCAGAACACUGGAGAUGGAGCGACCAGCCAGCCAGAAAGAGUGGAGGCAAUCCCAGAGAUGUCUUCCUUUUAUAACAAAGUCGUGGUCAGCAGAGCCAUUUAUGGCAGGAUAAUUGAACGAGAUCACGAUAGGGAAGUGUUUCUUUAAAAAGAUACUAGGAAGCUCAUGUUACGGAAAUGGGAUGUGUUGUGUUUGAGUGUGGGUUCCAGUGUUGGUCAUUACCAGUUAUGCAAACAUGGGCAAGUUAUUCGACCUGUUACUCCCUUUCCUCGUCUAGACUAUGGGGAUGAAUGACAGUACCAUCCUCAGAGUUGUUGGGUGGAGAGGUUAAGCAGACAAUGAUUACAAAAACUUUAGCCCAGGCCCUGGCACUUAGUAACAUUCGGAAGACUGGCUGAGAGAAGAGCCUUUUCUAAGAUCCCACGUGACUAGAACUCGGUCAGGAGUUAUUUUAUACAGAAAUCUUUUGAGACUUCUGUGCAGCAAGGUGAUGAUUGUACAAAGAGUGGUAUUGAAUUCCCGACCUGGAAAAAAUGGUAAUCCAGUGGCAGAAAAUUUCCGAGUAGAAGAAGUAAAUUUAUCAGAUAAUAUCAAUGAAGGACAAGUACAAGUGAGAACUCUUUAUCUUUCUGUGGAUCCUUACAUGCGCUGCAAAAUGAAUGAAGACACUGGUACUGAUUAUAUAAAAGCUUGGCAGCUGUCUCAAGUGGUUGAUGGUGGAGGUAUUGGGAUUGUAGAAGAAAGCAAACACAUAAAUUUUAAGAAAGGCAAUUUUGUGAUUUCCUUAUAUUGGCCCUGGCAAACCAAGGUUAUUCUGGAUGGAAAUAGCCUUGAAAAGGUAGACCCACAACUUGUGGAUGGACACCUUUCAUACUUUCUUGGAGCUAUAGGUAUGCCUGGUUUGACUUCCUUGAUUGGGAUACAGGAAAAAGGUCAUAUAACUGCUGGAUCUAAUCAGACAAUGGUUGUUAGUGGAGCUGCUGGUGCUUGUGGAUCCUUGGCCGGGCAGAUUGGCCAUUUGAUGGGCUGUUCCAGAGUGGUGGGAAUUUGUGGAACACAGGAGAAGUGCCUCUUUCUGACCUCAGAACUAGGCUUUGAUGCUGCAGUUAAUUAUAAAAAGGGGAAUGUGGCAGAACAGCUCCGUGAAUUAUGCCCAGCUGGAGUGGAUGUUUACUUCGACAAUGUUGGUGGUGACAUCAGUGAUACAGUGAUAAGUCAGAUGAAUCAGAACAGCCACAUCAUCCUGUGCGGUCAGAUUUCUCAGUAUAACAAAGAUGUACCUUAUCCUCCUCCACUACCCCCUGCUAUAGAAGCAAUCCAGAAAGAAAGAAACAUCACAAGAGAAAGAUUUCUGGUGUUGAACUAUAAGGACAGAUUUGAGUCUGGCAUUCUACAGCUGAGUCAGUGGUUUAAAGAAGGAAAGCUAAAGAUCAAAGAGACUGUGGUGAAUGGAUUGGAAAACAUGGGAGCUGCAUUCCAGUCCAUGAUGACAGGAGGUAACAUCGGAAAGCAGAUAGUUUGCAUUUCAGAAGAAACCUCUGUGUAAUCUGUAUAAGCAUCUUCAUCAAGGAAAUACACAGAUUUCUUUCCAUUUUGCA
Molecule: messenger RNA, 1840 nt
Organism: Ailuropoda melanoleuca (giant panda)
Lineage: Eukaryota; Metazoa; Chordata; Mammalia; Carnivora; Ursidae
Gene: PTGR2
Product: prostaglandin reductase 2
Exons: 10
Coding region: 733-1788 (351 amino acids)
Biological process (GO): prostaglandin metabolic process
Molecular function (GO): 15-oxoprostaglandin 13-reductase [NAD(P)+] activity
Source: RefSeq, a predicted model, not a curated record